Molecule: messenger RNA, 1311 nt
Organism: Meyerozyma guilliermondii ATCC 6260
Lineage: Eukaryota; Fungi; Ascomycota; Pichiomycetes; Serinales; Debaryomycetaceae
Gene: MSI3
Product: adenyl-nucleotide exchange factor
Exons: 1
Coding region: 1-1311 (436 amino acids)
Biological process (GO): protein folding
Cellular component (GO): nucleus; cytosol
Molecular function (GO): ATP-dependent protein folding chaperone; ATP binding
Source: RefSeq, a predicted model, not a curated record
AUGUCGACUCCAUUUGGUGUAGAUUUCGGUAACGACAACACAGUGAUUGCUUGUGCAAGAAACCGUGGAAUUGAUAUCAUUGUCAAUGAGGUUUCUAACAGAGCUACCCCAUCCCUUGUGGGAUUUGGAAUGAAGAACCGUUAUAUUGGUGAAACCGGUAAGAACCAACAAGGUUCCAACAUCAAGAAUACAGUGGAUAACUUGAAGAGAAUCUUAGGUUUGAAUUACGAUGACCCAGACUUUGAAAUUGAAAAGAAGUUUUUCACAGCUCCUUUGGUGAAAAAUGCUCAAGGUGGCGUGUCUGCUAAAGUCAGAUACCUUGGUGAACAACAAGAAUUCACUUCGACCCAGUUGGCUGCUAUGUACAUUAACAAGAUCAAGGAUAUUACCCACAAGGAAACCAAGGGAAACAUUGUUGAUAUCUGUUUAUCUGUUCCAGUCUGGUACACUGAGAAGCAAAGACGUGCUGCUUCCGAUGCUUGUAAGAUUGCCGGAUUGAACCCUGUCAGAAUUGUUAACGAAGUCACUGCCGCUGCUGUUGGUUACGGUGUUUUCAAAGCCAAUGAUUUGCCUGAAGGUGAGCCCCGUAAAGUGGCCUUCAUAGACAUCGGUCACUCUUCUUUCCAAGUCUCCAUUGCUGCCGUUAAGAAGGGAGAACUCAAGGUUUUGGGUUCUGCUUACGACAAGCACUUUGGUGGUAGAGAUUUUGACCUUGCUAUUGCCAACCAUUUUGCUGCUGAGUUCAAGGACAAGUACAAGAUUGAUGUCACUGAAAACCCUAAGGCUUACUACAGAGUGUUGACUGCUUCUGAAAAAUUGAAAAAAGUGUUGUCCGCUAACACUCAAGCUCCUUUCAAUAUCGAGUCUGUCAUGAAUGACGUUGAUGUGUCUUCUUCCUUGACUAGAGAGACCCUCGAGGAGUUUGUCCAGCCAUUGUUGGACCGUGUUCACAUUCCUAUCGAGACUGCAUUGAAGGAUGCUGGACUUACCGCUGCCGAUAUUGACUCUGUGGAGUUGAUUGGUGGAUGUACUAGAGUUCCAUCUCUUAAGGCUAGAAUCAGUGAAGUUUUCGGAAAGCAAUUAUCAUUCACAUUGAACCAAGAUGAAGCCAUUGCCAGAGGAAAUGCUUUCAUUUGUGCUAUGCACUCUCCAACCUUGAGAGUCAGACCUUUCAAGUUUGAAGACUUCAACCCAUACUCAGUGUCCUACUUCUGGGACAAAGACGAGGAGGAUGAUGACCACUUGGAGGUUUUCCCAAGAGGUGGUUUGUUCCCAUCCACCAAGGAUUAUUACCUUGUACAGAAAGGGUGA